AUGAAAGUCUGUGUUAGAAAAAGCACUUCCACCCCCACGUAUGACUACAUGUAUGAGGAUAAUUGCAGAAGGGGUAUCCAAAAAAUUUCACCUGGCACUACAAGAGUAGAAAUAAUCAGUUUUAUCUUUUUUCCAAAUGGGUACGCAAAAAAAAAAUGCAUCUUCAAUUCGUCAUUGGAAGAAAAUUCGCCACUUUGGAUGCAUGAAGCACAUAGUCUUCUAUUGCAGCAAUCCCCGCAUAUGUCAUUUCCAAUUUCACUACACCUUGUCCUGAUUGGACAACUAAUAGACCUACUAAUAACUCGACUAAUGAAAAUACUAAUUGAAAGAUUUAUCGUGUACAUUCUGGAAGAAGUGAGAAAAUGCAUGAAGAACUUAUUCCUAUGUUACGCCAAAAAGUAUUUGCUACGUCUUUGUAAGUUCAUUGUGUUCGCAAAGUAUCCCUAUUUAAACAUUUCGCUUUGUAAGGAUCAUCAAAAAAUAAUUACAAAUAUGAUUACUACAAGUGCCCAUAUCAUGACACGAAUUAUUCAUAUUACCAUACGAAAUUUCCAUGUUGCCACACGAGAUAUCUCCUUUAUCCACUUAAAAAAAGAAAGCAGUGAAUACAACCCUACAGAUUGUUACAACAUAGGCAAUGCAAAUGAAUUAAAGGAAUGUGAGCAUAAAACAGAUGAAAUCAUUCAACAAGAAAAAUAUCAUGUGAAACUUAUUUUUUUACAACAGACAUUCAUAUGCCAGAAUGUGAAAUCAAAUUGGAUACUUUGCUUAUGCACAGAACAGAUUAAUUAUAUCAAUUUUGAAAAUCCAUUUAUGACUGCAAAUGUAUUUUUAAAGAAUACUAUUAUGCCAGCUUAUCAGGAGGAAAUGGAAAAUUGCAUCCCACUUUUAUAUAUGCAUAAGAUGAUGAAAAAUAAACAUUAUUUUUUAUAUCACACAAAGAGGAAAAAAAUAUUCUCGAAAGAAUCUCUACCAUUAAAGAAAACAUUACAUAUAAUAAAUACAUAUAAAAAAGAUUCUUUCUUUUUUUAUCUAAUCACCAAAUAUCGUUUCGAUGUCCAUUGUUAUUUUAAUAGCUUUUGUGCUCAAGUGAAUGGUUUGGUUAGUUUAUUUUUGCAAAUUUUAUUCCUUUUCGAAAAUGUGUAUAGAAUUAAGAAAUUUCAUAUUACGUAUCAUUACUUAGAACAAAUGUGGUCAUUGAGUCUGUUAGUUUUUUUAGUCAAGUUUUAUAGUUUUCAAGAAAAUCCAUCAAAAAAAGCACAUUUUUUUUCAGUACGAACAGAUAAGAGAGAAAAAAACAUCAAUCUGAGCAGAAAAUCAGAUACACACAAUCGUAGCCAUUCUAUCGAAGAAAACCAAGGAAGAUAUAGAAAAUUCCAUUUUAGAGAAAGUAACAUUAAUGACAAUUGCAUCCAUGGAGAAAAUAAAAAAAUUUCGGAUAAAAUCAAUAGAGUUAACAUAAACACUUUAAUACGAAUAAGGUGCACAGAAAUCCAAACUCGUCCAUUCAGUGGUACCUACAGAAGAGAAUUAUCAACAAGUAGAAACUGUUAUGAUACACAGAGGAAUCAAAAUGGUGACAAGGAUAUUCAUUCCAAUUGUAGGUUUGGUAGCAACGGGCGGAGUGCCACAAACGAUGAAAACGAUAACGAAAAUAACAGUGCUAGUAGAAAUGGCAGUGGAGACAGAGAAGAGACUGGAAGUGGGAGAAGAAGAAACAGAAAUGAUGAUAACCAGAGUGGUGGUGGUGGCAGUGGGAAGAAUCAUGAAAGUGAUGAUGAGAAUGGAGAAGAUGAUAGUGAAGAGGACAAACGUGAUGAAGAAAAUGAUGGAGAUGACAAAGGUGGAAAGCAGGGUGAAAAGCAGGGUGAAAAGCAAGAUGGAAAGCAAGAUGGAAAGCAAGGUGGAAAGCAAGGUGGAAAGCAAGGUGGAAAGCAAGAUGGAAAGCAAGAUGGAAACCAAAAUGACAAUGCAGAAAAUGAUAUAUUUGUGGCCAUAACUGCAGACAAUAAAGAACAAAAGGGAGAAUCGAGAAAUGCAUACAAAGCAAAUAGUAUGGCAAGUACAUUGGACAGCAAGGCAGGUGAUGGUAAUGCUAAAAACAAUAAAACAGGAAAAUAUAACAACACAUUUGAAGAUGAUGGUAAUAAUAUUUUUACAGAUACAGGUGAGAUAUGGAAGAGCAUUAUCAGGGACAGCAAAAGCAAUGAUAAGGGAAGUUGUAAUGGCCAUAAGCAAGAUGAAGAAAAAGAGAGAGGAGAUGAAGAAGAUGAAGAAGACGAAGAAGACGAAGAAGACGAAGAAGAAGAAGAUGAAGAAGAAGGCCAGAGAAGGAAAAGAAAAAAAAGAAAGCAAGAGAAACCUAGCUACAAUACUACAUCAGAGAAUCACCUGAAUUCUAAAUCUGCUAAUGAAAUUGUUCCUGAAAACAUGCCCCAUGGGAAUAGGGUUCCAGCGAAGGAAUUUCAUCAAAAUGAUAUUACUGCUAAUGAAAAGAUCAGUCAUGAAGAAAAUAAAAAUAAUAUUUCUGAAGACAAGAAUAAAGUAAAAGAAAACAGUCCCAAAGAAAGCUGCAAUACGCUCAAUACGCUCAAUACACUCAGUGGAAAUGCAAAAUGUGAAUGUGGCGAAUGUAAGCAACACAGGACUAAUAAGCAGGACGUAGAAGGAAAAGGAAAAAAAAUUGAAAGCAAUAAUAAACAGAAUACUAAUGGCGUGAAAAACAAAACAGAUAAAAAAGAUUUCAAUAUUAUGAAUAAUAUGCUUAAAAACCUUUCUUUCAUGUCAUUCAAUACAGGAUUGCUAGAAUACAAAAUAUGUGGUGUUCGUAUCUAUCAGAAUCCUCCAUUCAUUUCAAACAGAUUAUUACACAUUCCAUUUGCUCUAAAAAGAACUAAUGCAGACAUCAUAGCAUUACAGGAAGUAUAUGAUGAAAAGCAUGUUGAAUACCUGAAGAAUCAUUUAACGCUCAUUUAUCCAUUCUGUGCUAGAGAUAAUUAUUGUAGCGACACUUUCAAAGAAAUGUUUAAUGAUUCUAAUGGAGAAAAUGGAGAUUAUUCAAAAGAUGAACAGGAACAGAAUGGUUUAUAUAACCAAGAUAGCAAAAAUGACAAAUAUAUAUAUAAUUCAGAGAAUAGAAAGAGGGCCGAAAAGGGCAUCAUUACAACAAAGAGAGGAAAUAAAAAAGAAUUAACCUGUAGAAGAAAAAAAUACCUUGCCCUUCACCAUGGUUUGCUGGUAUUUAGUAAAUACCCAAUUAUAUACUCCUUUUUCCAUAGAUUUAAACAUGUAACGUAUCUGGAAAAUAUAUUUGGCACAAAAGGUUUUCUAGAAGUCGUUAUUGAUGUCCCAUUUUUUAGCUGCAUUACUUUGGUCAAUAUGCAUCUAGCUAGCGGUGCCGCAGAUACUGAAUCUAAAUAUAUAGAAAAGGUAAGAGAUUUCGAAAUCAGGCAAAUUAUGGAAACUGCUAGAAAUGCAGAGAAAAGGAAUACAAUUCCAAUCAUUAUUGGAGAUUUAAAUGCAGCUCCAAAUUUGUGUCCAAAUAACUAUUCUUCGUUUAUUAAAAGAGGAUGGAAAGACGCUUGGCUUUACGCUCGAAAUGUCAAAAAAAAAAAAAAAAAAAAAUUCAUAAGAAAAGCAUUACCACAGUUGCAGAAAAAAAAAGUGCGUAUAAUUUCUCCAAGUAUUUACAGCUCCACUAUUUACAAUUCCCAUAAUUACCCAUUUCCCAGUGAUAGCAAAGAGGUCCAGAAUAAAUCUGCUGUAGGGAUAAAUCUCAAUGUCAGCAGUGACAUAGAAAAAGUGGUAAUUGAAAAAUCAGACAAUAACUCCAAUCGUAAUAAUAAGGAGAAUUAUAAAUGUAAAGACAGCGUAAACCUAACAGACAGUAUUAUCAAUGAUGCUAUGUUUAACAAUAACCAUACGAAGAAUUCACAAAUUAUUUUCUACCAAGAAAGAGAAAACUUUAAUGAUAGAGAAAAUAAAAAUGAUAAUGAAAUAGGUAACGGCAAUUCCUUGCAUGUUUCCUUAUGUAAUAACGAUUCGACAAAUAACAACGUCAGAUUUUAUGAAAAUUUUGAAAAACCGUUCUGUAAUAAUUUCAUAAAUUCAAGAUGUUAUGUCAGCAUGUGUGAUAAGAAUGUACAUAUUAAUGGUGAAAAGGAAUGGAAUUUCGAUGAUAAUAUCAUAAAAUAUGAACCAUCAGCCUGUUUAGGAAAUAUAAAAUUAAAAAAGAGCGUAAACAAAUUUAACGAAAUUAGAAAUAAAGAAAUAAAAAGUGCAAUAAAAAAAAAUAUGCUAUUUAGGAAUAGCUUUCUAUAUAGACACCGCAUGUGCUUUUCGAAAGAUAUGAGUGCUCACAGUAAAAGACUUACUGUGGGCGAGAGCGUUUCUAAGUACUUGUGUGCUUCCAACAAGAAAGUCAUAAAAAUAAUUUCAAAAAUGCGUUCAAAAAUGUGUUCAAAAAUGUGUUCAAAAACGUGUUCAAAAAUUUGUUCAAAAAUAUAUUCAAAAAUAUAUUCAAAAAUGUGUUCAACAACGACAUCCAAAACAAUUAGAAUAUCUUCAAAAAUAAUUUCAAAAAAAAAAAAAAAAAAUUUGCCCACGAGUGAAGACAAAAUAAACUACCACAGCAGAAAAAGGUACACAAGAAAAAAUAUCAAAAGUCGGAACCCCUAUGUCAAGCAGAUUGCAUCCAGUUCCAAGAUGUUUAUGUUUAAAAGAAUUAAUCGUGUGAAAGCUUUAGACAAUUCCUCUUCACAUUCUUUGAAAAUCGGUGGUAUUGCCCAUUGUUCUGUUACAGUGGAUUCAGAUAACGUGAAUGGAAAAUAUAACCUUUUGGGUAAAACUUCUGAUAAAAAGGUGGAAGAAAACUUACAUAUGAAUGGAAUCCAUCGUAAACAAUUUUGCACCAUACGUAAUUGGAUAAAGCAUUAUAAUUUAAGUAAUGGAGAUAUCGUUAGAGAUAAUGAAAAAGAUGUUGAUAUGAAAGAAAAUAAUCAUAUGGAUAGAGAUGUACAUGCAUUUUUAAAAAAAUCUAGGGACAUACAGAAUCAUAUCAAUUACAUCACAAAUAAGAAAGAAAAAAUAGAGAAUCAAGGAAGACAAGGGAACCUAUUAAGUUGUUCAGCUUGUUAUUAUUUCAAAAAUAAAGAGAAUUUAAAUUGUAACAUUUUAAGUUGUAAAUUUAGCACAUGCAACAAGAGUGAUGAAUUUUUUAAAAUUGUUAAAAUUAACGAGGAAGAAAAAUGGAAUGCACAUAAAAUAGAAGAAGCAGAAAAUUAUCAUGCCAUAACAAAUGGAUAUUAUAACAACACUGAACAAAAUUUGUUCUCUAGUGAUGUAUCAAGUGAAAGCAAUCAUUCAUAUACCGAUCUUUAUGAUGAUGAGGAGGAGGAAGAAGAAGAAGAAUCUAAUUGGUUUAGUGACAGGAGUUCUAAUGUAUCAAGGAAUGACCUACAUGAAAGUGUGAACACAGGUUCAAGGAUUCAGAAAGAACAAAUAGAGGUUAUCAUAGGAGACAUAAACGAAGGAAACAAUGAAGAUACAGUAGAGGGAUGUAUCCAUUUUGACACAAGGGAAAAGGCAUCAGACACGAUAAAACGAAUCAAUUUUUCAGAAAGUGAACAACCAAUUGGUAGUGAUUCUAAAAAAGAAGGAAGUAAAAAAAUAUUAGGUUACAUACCAUUUGAACAAUUGAAAGAACAAAAAGGAGCUGAUAAAAUGAAUCUUCUGCACCAUGGUAAGGACACUGCCAAUAUGCAAAUCCUGAAAAAUAGUGAAAAUGAUAACUCAACACAUGAUCAAAUACAAAAUGAAAGAUGCAUGCAAUUAAGUGACACAACUACUACUUUUUAUGAAAUUUCGUUAAAUGAUGAUAAUAAAAAAGAAAUACAGAAUGUGGAUGCAAAAUGUGAAAACAAAUUGAAAAAACAAAACAUGCGUAAUAUUUUCGCCAAUUUACAAUUCUUACAGAGAGGAGAUAAAGAGGAGAAGUUUUCUAUGUUGAAUAGUAUGGACAUUAGCAAAGACAGAAGUGAUACAAAAAUUUAUGACAUUGACGUGCUAAACAUUGCUCAUUGUAACGACUCUAUGCUUGCAAAAAGUAGAAGCGGUUCAACUAUUAGUAGUUACGAUGAUAUCAACUUCACCCUUCCAGAUACAGCUAAGGAUACCACGGAGGAAAAAAUGAAUAUUAAUCCAAAUGAAAAAACGGAAAAAAUAAGCAAAUUAAAGAAAAAAAUAAAACAAAUGAAAAAAAAAUUCUUUUAUAACAUUCUCAGAAAUUGUGAAAGGAAUCAUGCAGGCAAGGCUGAAAAGAAAACACUGUUGAGGGAUGAUCAGGAAAGAAAACGAGAUGACGAGCUAUUCGAUAUACAGGAUAGAAAGAAAGAGGUAGCAGUGGAAAAUGAAUUCAUAUUAAAAAAAGAAAAGGGAAAAAAUGAGAAUGAUUACUAUCUCUUUCCGUGCUUUAACCAAAAGGUGAACAUUGCACAAAUAGCUAAUUUUAAAAAUGAGGAGAAACAAACGGUAGAUCAUUCUCCCAGCAACACUGGGGGGGAGGAUUCAGUGCAAAAUGAUAAAAUAACAAAUGACGAAAGAAAAACAUCAGGUGGGAAUUUUCUACGAUUCACCAAAAGGUGGUACAACAAUAGAAGCCAAGAAGCACUGAAAAAAGACAUUUUUUAUUUCAUUAAAAAAUUAAAAUUUAAAACGACAAACAAAUUGAAACAGAAAAUUUACAAUCAGGAACAUAGUACAAUAAACAAUAUAAAUGAUGAGAAACAAUUUCUGAUACUUGAAAAGGAGCAGAAAAGUGAAUCACAUCGUAUUCAAAACAGCUGCAAUUUUGUUGAAAAUAAUUCGGAUCCUCAAAAGCCGAUGAAUCAUAUUAAACUGGUAAAUACCUUGUUCAAAAUGUGUGAAUAUGACACGAAGUUAAAAAAUCAGGGGAAUCAAAAUAAUCAAAUGGAUCAAAUGAAUCAAGCGAAUCAAGCGAAUCAAGCGAAUCAAGCGAAUCAAGCGAAUCAAGCGAAUCAAGCGAAUCAAGGGAAUCGAGAAAAUCAAUCGAAUCAAGCGAAGCAGAGAAAUACCAAGAAUGCGAAAAAUAAGAAGAAUUCUCCAAAAAGUAAAAAACAUUACAUUUUUAAAAGAAGAAAUAAAGAGAAAAACGACAACGAUCAUUUUAGGGAGAAUAACGAAGAAGGAGAAAACUCUUUGGAUGAACGUAAUGUAAUCUGGCAAAAUAACGAUUCAUCAAAAAAGAAAAAGUUUACACUUAUUUGGAGCGAAACAAGAGGGGAUGAAUCAUCUCAAGGAAGUUUAUAUAAUAAAACGAAUCUAAAUAUAAAAAAUAAAAGCUUCUGUAAAAUGCAAGAAAAAGAAAAUGUUUCUAGUGAUGAAUUCACUUGGGACCCCCUGAACCCGUUAAACGCAAUUGGACCACAUUCCAGAUGUAAUGGAUUACGAUGCGAUUAUAUAUUCUUUCCUCCCAUUAACCAUAACAAAAGAAAAAAUGGAAAAAAUGGAAAACACGCUAAACGAGGAAAAAGUAGUCAGUAUGCCCAUAUUAGACAAAACGAUAAACAAAGUAAUAAUCCUAGUGGAGCUAAGUCGCAUAUAAGUAUGAACAUAAAAAAAAAUAGCGACAGUGAAAUUAUCAUGAAGAAGGGGUGCAGAAUUAGGAAGAGAACAAAUAUGUCCUCUGAAACAUGUGGUACCAAUCACGAAUGUCAAAAGUAUUCCAAUUUUUUCUGGAACCCCCAAGCUACUACAGGUACCUCCAAAACGCUUGUUGGAAAUAACAAAAGCGAUAUGAUCUAUGAACACAGAAAAGAAGAAGCAGAAGAAGAAACUUUUAAUAUAAGGAAAUAUAGAGACCAAAAAAUUUUGAAACAUUAUUAUAUCAAGAGUGCCAAGAUACUUUUUAACGAACCUUCUGUAAUGGUUCAUUCGCAUAGGAAUUACAAAAAUUUUAAUUGCUGCUAUUCUGUAUGUAUGAAAAUAAAAAAUGUCCAUUUUGUGACCAUGUCAGAUCAUUACGCUAUUAAGAUAGAUUUAAGACUGAAAAAAAAUCAUAAGUUUGUCCAUAACAAGUAG
Messenger RNA from Plasmodium gonderi, 8097 nucleotides. Its product is annotated as endonuclease/exonuclease/phosphatase domain containing protein. The coding region runs from base 1 to 8097 and encodes 2698 amino acids. The record is from RefSeq and is a predicted model, not a curated record. NCBI's taxonomy places the organism in Eukaryota, Apicomplexa, Aconoidasida, Haemosporida, Plasmodiidae. The transcript has a single exon.